AUGAUCGCGUCCGCCGCCUUCGCCUUCUCUGGCGGCGACAGGCCGUGGAUGUCGACCGCCGACACGCCCGCGCAGCGCGCUGCGACGCUCGUGCAGCACAUGACGCUCGCAGAGAAGAUACAGCUCACGCACGGCUCCUGCGGCGGCUACGUCGGCAACGUGUGCGGCAUCGGCCGGCUCGGCGUGCCUGCCAUCAAGAUGAACGACGGGCCGCAGGGCUUCCGCGACAACGCGCACCCGGGCUCGUCCACCGCAUGGCCGUGCAGCCUCGCGAUCGGCGCCACGUUUGACCGCUCUGCCGCCGAAGCGUGGGGCGCUGCGAUGGGCGACGAGUUCUUCCGGAAGGGCGCCAACGUGCAGCUCGGCCCGGGCGUGUGCCUCGCGCGCGUGCCGCGCAACGGGCGCAACUUCGAGUACAUCUCCGGCGAGGACCCGCACCUCGGCUACGAGAUGGUGCAGCCGGCCGUGCGCGGGAUCCAGGGCGCCGGCGUGGUGGCCAACGCAAAGCACUGGGCAAACAACAACCAGGAGACGGAGGACCGCACGUCGGCCGACCUCGAGGAGACGGACCGCACGUCGGUGGACGAGGAGGUCGACGAGCGCACGCAGUUCGAGCUGUACUACCCGCCGUUCGAAGGCGCGAUCGCUGCAGGCGUCGGCUCCGCCGUGUGCUCGUCGUGCGAGAACCCGGAGACGCUGCAGCGGGACCUCAAGGAGCGGCUCGGCUUCCGCGGCUGGGUCAUGUCCGAUUGGGGCGCCACGCACUCCAUGUCGCUCGCGCAGGGCCUGUACCGCCUCGACCAGGAGAUGCCGGGGGCGGACUUCAUGAACGCCGCCGCCAUCGAGGCGGCGCUCGCCAGCGGCGAGGUCGACGCCUCUCGGAUCGACGACGCCGCCUUGCGCAUCCUGACGCCCCUCUUCGGCGUCGGCGCCUUCGACAUUAACAACACGAACACGCAGCGCAACAACGCCCACACCGCCCUCGCGCGCAGCUUGGCGGCGCGCUCGGUCGUGCUGCUCAAGAACAACGGCGUGCUGCCCCUCGACCGCACGACGCCCCUCCGGGUGGCGCUCUUCGGCAAGACCGCGCGAGCGCCCGUCGUCGGCGGUGGCGGCUCCGGCGCCGUGGCGGAGGGCCCGCAAGAGUACGCCGACGGUCUUGCGGACGUGCUCUUCGGCGACGUCAACCCGUCGGCACAUCUGCCCCUCACGCUGCCGCGGGCGGAGAAUGAGGUCGGCUUCACGGAUGCGAUGUGGCCGGGCGUGGGCGACAAGCAGCGCGUCGCGUCCUACUCCGAGGGGCUACUCGUCGGCUACCGCUGGUACAAUGCGCACAACGCCACCCCCGCCUUCCCGUUCGGGCACGGCCUCUCGUACACCACCUUUGCGCUCGCGGGUCUGCGAGCGAGCCCGACGCGGGUCACCGUCACCGUCACAAACACCGGCCGCCGGCCGGGCGCCGCGGCGCCGCAGCUGUACCUCACCUUCCCGCCCUCUGCGGGCGAGCCGCCGGGGCAGCUUCGCGGCUUCGCGCAGGCGCAGCUCGAGCCGGGGGAGAGCGCGGAGGUGCGGUUCCCGCUGCGGGCGCGCGACAUGUCUGUGUGGAACGCAACCACCCACGCGUGGCAGCUUGUGCACGGCAGCUUCGGAGUGGCGGUCGGGCUCUCGUCGAGGGACGCGGCGGCGCUGCGCGGCGCCUUCCGGAGCCCCUGA
Molecule: messenger RNA, 1713 nt
Organism: Emiliania huxleyi CCMP1516
Lineage: Eukaryota; Haptophyta; Isochrysidales; Noelaerhabdaceae
Exons: 8
Coding region: 1-1713 (570 amino acids)
Biological process (GO): glucan catabolic process
Molecular function (GO): beta-glucosidase activity
Source: RefSeq, a predicted model, not a curated record